UGCUACUACUUCUGCUACUGCGACUACUACUGCCACAGCUACUGCGACUAGUACUACUACUACUAGUACUACUGCUACUGCCACUGGUACUACUACUAGUACUACUACUGCUGCAGCAAGUAGUACCGCGACAACUGCCGCAGGGAGUACUGCAACAGCUGCUACUGCAACACCUACUGCUGCAGCAAGAAGUACUGCAAUAGCUACCACUGCAACAGCAACUGCUGCAGCAACCAGGACUGCGACAGGUACUACUGCAACAGCUACUACCGCAACAGCUACUACUGCAGCAGCUACUACUGCAGCAGCUGCUGCAGCAGCAACUACUACAACAGCGGCUACUUCAGCAGCUACCACUACAACAGCUGCUACUGCAGCAGCUACUGCUGCACCAAAUAGUAGUGCAGCAGCUACUACUGCAGCAGCUACUACAACAACGACUACUGCUGCAGCAGCUACUACCGCUGCAACAGGUAGAGCAGGAGCAGCAGCAGGAGCCGCAGCAGCAGCAGGAGCCGCAGCAGCAGCAGCAGUAGCAGCAACAGGAACAGCAGCAGCAACAGCAGCAGAAGGAGCAACAGCGACAGCAGCAGCAACGACAGGAGGAGCAGGAGCAGCGGCAGCAACAGAAGCAGCAACAGCCACAGCAGCAGAAGCAGCAACGGCAACUGCAGCAACAAGAGCGCCGGCCAGAAGAGCAGCAGCAAAAACAGCAGCAGCAGGAGCAGCGGCAGCAGGAGCAGCAGCA
Messenger RNA from Rangifer tarandus platyrhynchus (Svalbard reindeer), 748 nucleotides. The record is from the annotation of a GenBank genome assembly. NCBI's taxonomy places the organism in Eukaryota, Metazoa, Chordata, Mammalia, Artiodactyla, Cervidae.